Messenger RNA from Rhodotorula graminis WP1, 840 nucleotides. RefSeq lists its product as uncharacterized. Gene Ontology annotation, cellular component: mitochondrion. The transcript has 2 exons. Gene Ontology annotation, biological process: protein methylation. Lineage: Eukaryota; Fungi; Basidiomycota; Microbotryomycetes; Sporidiobolales; Sporidiobolaceae. The record is from RefSeq and is a predicted model, not a curated record. Gene Ontology annotation, molecular function: nucleic acid binding; protein methyltransferase activity. The coding region runs from base 1 to 840 and encodes 279 amino acids.
AUGGUCGCCCACAUGGUCAACGGCGACAAGCCCCUGGCUUACGUCCUCGGCACCCAGCCGUUCCACCCCCUCGUCCUCCCGCUCCUCGUCCGCCCUCCCACCCUCAUCCCGCGCCCCGAGACCGAGCACUGGGUCUCGCACCUCGCCUCCCGCAUCCUCACUUCCUCCUCGCCGCCGCUGUCGAGCGCUCCCACCGCGCCGCCUUUCCGGCUCCUCGACAUCGGGACGGGCUCAGGGUGCAUCGCCCUCGCCCUCGCGGCGCACCUCCGCUCGGCCGACCGCGCCGUCCAGUGCACCGCCGUCGACCGCGCCCCGACCGCGCUCGCUCUCGCAACAGAGAACGCGGCGCGCCAGUCGCUCUCGGACGUUGUCGCCGUCCGCGAGGCCGACCUGUUCUCGCCGUCGUUCGCCGCCGCGCUCACCGACGGCGACGGCUUCGACCUCGUCGUGAGCAACCCGCCGUACAUCACUCGGGCCGAGUACGUCGAGCUCGACCCGAGCGUGCGAGCGUGGGAGGACCGAGGCGCGCUCGUCGGCGAGGGCGAAGAGCGUGGCGACGGGCGGGCUCGGGCACAAGGCGCCGCCGCCGCCGACGACGACGACGGCCUCGUCUUCUACCGGCGCAUCGUCUCGCUCCUCGACGAGCUGCUCGCGGCGCGCUCUCGUGCACCGCGCUCGGCGCCCGUCGUCGCGUUCGAGGUCGGGCAAGGGCAGGCGAGGGCUGUCGAGCGGCUCUUGCGGGACUGGCGGGCGGCAGACUGCGCGAAGCUCGAGACGGACGUGGUGCGGGACCCAUGGGGCAUCGAGCGAGCAGUUUUUGCGCGGUGGCGGGACGAGUAG